ACGAGGCUAGUGAGGACGGUAAACUCAACGUUUCCUUCUUUGCGAGCUGACGGAGGCAACUGGACGCAUUCUUUUUAGGCUUAUUUUUAUGAGUUUAUGUGUUUGGGAUUCUCAUUGUGAGCAAUAGGAAUUUGUUGGUGUGAAGAGAACGUAGACACACAGUAAGGAAUAAAAGUAAAUUUUUUGCUACAUAAUGACUUCAGAGCAGUCAAAUGGAAGGUUGGGACUUUGUCUUCGCAGCAAUAAGCGACGGUCGCCAAUGGAUGGUUCUGCGGCAUCUCUUCUGACUUCUUCGUCCCAUGAAUUGCAUCACACGUUUCCUGUUGUUGUGCAGCCUUCUGCCUUAUCCGCCCCGCAGCCACUACAUACAUCAUCAUCAGCUUCACAUUCUUCACAUUCUUCACAUUCCCAUUUCCAGCCUAUUUCUGUUCGAGGUGCAGAUGACAAAUUGUUGCCAACUCCACAGAUUCUCACGACAUCAGCUGCAGUCCUGAAACCUCCAAAUGCUUUUCUUCGUACUUCAGUUUCAUCGAAUUCAAAGAAGGAAGUCACUGAGCAGUCUUCCAGUCAAUUGAAUGUAUCUUCUUCAUCUUUAUUUCACGUUUCUCAGCCGAUUGUUACUACGACGACCCUAUCAUCUCAACAGUCUAACAAUCUCAUCUCAGCAUUUUCAAACUUGUCAAUAUCGCAAGGACCAGAUGGAGAAAGCAAUAGGAAUGAACACAAACAAGGAAUUGAAGUCAAUCUAAAGCAAACGUCACCAACUAACACAUCCUUUCCUUUUGCCUCAACUCUUCCCAUUGGUUCAACUUUUUCUUUUUCUUCUGCUGAAUCGUCUGCACCAUUGCAAGCUGGCGGCAGACGAGUGAAAUCUGCCGUGAGAAAACUACGUCCCAUUCAGCAGCAAAUUUCUAAGCCAAAAAUCGGAGAUACAUCACCAGUUGCAUCACUACCUGGUGCAUCACCAGUUGCAUCACUACCUGGUACAUCACCAGUUGCAUCUCUACCUGGUACAUCACCAGUUGCAUCUCUACCUGGUACAUCACCAGUUGCAUCUCUACCUGGACAAGAUGGAAGGAACUUUAGGUACAGUGAUGUCACAGAUGAUGAAGACAAUUGUUUUGCUGGACAGAAUGUACUGAGUGUGUUGAAUGAAGAAGCUGCAUCUCGUGGUGUCAGUUUUGAAUUUGCAGAUUGGGAAAGAUUUGGUCCAUCACACUUGCCAACAUUCACAGUACAACUGACAUUUGGUAAAAUUACAGCAGAAGGAGUUGGAGCUGGAAAGAAAGCUGCAAAAGAGGAUGCUGCACGUAGAGUUCUCAAGCAGCUGACCCGAAGGAUGUGCUAUUUAAAAGGCAAAAGUUUCACGCCCAAUGGACUACUACAAAAUCCAGUUGGUUCUUUACAAGAGUAUGUGGCAAAACGGCAUCAACCUCAGCCUGAAUACGCGGAAAUAUCCAAAUCAGGCCAAGAUCAUGCACCCGUUUACAAAAUUUCUUGUCAAGUGUUUGGACAGAUUUACAUCGGAACAGCAAGUAAUAAGAAGGAGGCCAAGUCCAAUGCUGCACAAGCUGCACUAGAUGACAUUGUUGGAAGCAACAAGAUGAGCAAUCAGUCGAAAAAUAUUGCCACAAGCAAAGGCACAACAACAACGAAACGUCCAGUUAUGAAAUUGACAAGACGUCCAGUUAUAAAAUUGACUGACGACAGUCAGAGUGAAGAUGAAGAGAUACAAGGACAGGAGGUCUCUCAUGACGUUUUGGCUACUAAACAAUCAGAAGCAGAAACUGUAAACAAAAUGGUUAAAAAAGCGUACGAAACUGGCUGUGUACGUCCUGUGGAUGGUUGUCGUGCAUUACAAUAUGAAGACACGCUUAGAGAGCUGGCAAACUUUCUUGGAUAUCGGCUAACGUCCUCGACAUUCUCACCGGACCAUGAAACCGAAAUGGUUGCGGUGGUUAUGACUCUUCAUCUUAACGAAGAUACCCCUCUGAUAUGCCAACAUUCCAGUUCCAAAGCCACAGAGAAAGAGGCACGAAACGAUGCUGCAUUGAGUAUCCUCCUCAGCCUAACAGCCACCAACGAUCCUACAAAGCAACAGUCAUUCUAACAUAAAUUAUAAAGUUAAGGACACCGAGUCUUUGUUAGAACAAGUUAUAGUACAAAUAGAGGACGAAUGGUAUUUGUAAUUUUGAAUAUUUAUUAGUAGUUUUUAGUAAACAAGACUAAAAAUCUAUUAACUAAAUAACAUGUAAUCAAUGUAUUGAGUUAUGAAGCUUGUGUGUUGGACUUCAAGCAAUAAACUGCGUAGUGAUUGGUUUUUGCAAAAUUAAAUUGAGUGUACAUAUACAUUGGGACCAAACUUCCUCGGAGUUUUGAGAACCUCGCGCGCACAAAGACUGGCACGU
This is a messenger RNA of Corticium candelabrum, 2408 nucleotides long. RefSeq lists its product as uncharacterized. The transcript has 2 exons. Gene Ontology annotation, molecular function: magnesium ion binding; siRNA binding; double-stranded RNA binding. Lineage: Eukaryota; Metazoa; Porifera; Homoscleromorpha; Homosclerophorida; Plakinidae. The record is from RefSeq and is a predicted model, not a curated record. Gene Ontology annotation, cellular component: RISC complex; cytoplasm; RISC-loading complex. Bases 194 to 2110 code for a protein of 638 amino acids. Gene Ontology annotation, biological process: 5-phosphoribose 1-diphosphate biosynthetic process; regulation of regulatory ncRNA processing; purine nucleotide biosynthetic process.